ACGCAGCGAUGGAGACCGCUCCCUCCACUUUUGUGUCCCUUCUCCUCGUCCUCUUCAUCCUCUCCUCACCCGCCGCCGUGCCCGCCGCCAUGGCCCGGCCAGUCGUGGACGUGCUCACCCCCGACGUCCUCCUCGUCUCACCCCCCGCCACGCCCUCGGCCUUGGCCCCCGGCCCCGACGUGCACGCCUCCGACUACGACGUGUACAUAGUCUUUGUCAGCCGUACUGGUUACAUUGACUCCGUGGACUACGACGUCCGGCUGCUCGCCUCCGUCAUCGGAAGCACGCAGGAGGCAAAGAAGGCCAUGAUCUACCACUAUAGCGGUCUCGGGUUCGCGGCGAGGCUCACAUGUAAUCAAGCGGACCAGUUAGCAAGGAAGGAGGGCAUUGCAACCUUCAAGGACAAGACGUACUAUGUGGACAACGGCGGUCGCUUGCCUCGAUUCUUUGAAGAGAAUGUCUGAAGAUCAAAUGUUUACCCAACUCCUGCUACCACUACGACCUGAAACAUGUCACUAUGAAGUUCUGGGCGAUUUGUUGCACCGACUGUUAAGUUUGUACUGUAUGUACCCUGAAAAAACAAACGCUUGCAAGUUCAUAGCAAAAUAGUACUUGGGAAAUAAUGAAUAAAGCACCACCGGGUGUGACAAAUGAUUCAGAAAGUUCUACUUGUCUAAGCUGAUGAUAUCUGAGGGCCCUGUAUACAAUUUUAUGCAGAUUUUCUGUAGCCCAGAUGAUCUG
Messenger RNA from Triticum dicoccoides, 741 nucleotides. RefSeq lists its product as uncharacterized. NCBI's taxonomy places the organism in Eukaryota, Viridiplantae, Streptophyta, Magnoliopsida, Poales, Poaceae. The transcript has 3 exons. Bases 9 to 464 code for a protein of 151 amino acids. The record is from RefSeq and is a predicted model, not a curated record.